CCCGCCGCUCGUCCCCGCCGCGGCCGCGCCGCCUGCAGCAGCAGCAGCAGCAGCAGCAGCAGCUGCUCCUCCCCGGCGGCCGCCCCCCGCGUCCCUCCGUGGCUGCGGGAGAGACGGAGGUAGAGGGAGGACGCAGCUCCGCCGCGCGCCCCGAAGACCUUCGCCUGGCCCUGCCGGUCCUCACCCUUUGGGGGGAACAUGGAUAAUCUCAGUGAUACCUUAAAGAAACUGAAGAUAACAGCUGUUGACAAGACUGAGGAUAGUUUAGAAGGAUGCUUGGAUUGUCUGCUUCAAGCCCUGACUCAAAACAAUAUGGAAACAAGUGAAAAAAUGCAAGGAAGUGGAGUACUUCAGUUGUUUGCAAGUCUGUUGACACCACAGUCUUCCUGUACAGCCAAAGUAGCUAACAUCAUAGCAGAAGUAGCCAAAAAUGAAUUUAUGCGAGUUCCAUGUGUGGAUGCCGGAUUGAUUUCACCACUGGUGCAGCUGCUAAAUAGCAAAGACCAGGAAGUGCUGCUUCAAACGGGCAGGGCUCUAGGAAACAUAUGUUACGAUAGCCAUGAGGGCAGAAGUGCAGUUGACCAAGCAGGUGGUGCACAGAUUGUAAUUGACCAUUUAAGGUCACUGUGCAGUAAAACAGAACCCGCCAAUGAGAAGCUCUUGACUGUCUUUUGUGGCAUGCUGAUGAACUAUAGCAAUGAGAAUGAUUCCCUUCAAGCACAGCUUAUCAAUAUGGGUGUUAUCCCUACCUUAGUCAAAUUGCUGGGUAUCCACUGCCACAACGCAGCUCUCACAGAAAUGUGUCUUGUUGCAUUUGGAAAUUUAGCAGAACUUGAGUCAAGUAAAGAACAAUUUGCCAGUACAAACAUUGCUGAAGAGCUUGUAAAACUCUUCAAGAAACAAAUAGAGCAUGAUAAGAGAGAAAUGAUUUUUGAAGUUCUGGCUCCACUGGCAGAAAAUGAUGCUAUUAAACUACAGCUGGUUGAAGCAGGCCUGGUAGAGUGUCUUCUAGAGAUUGUUCAGCAGAAGGUAGAUAGUGACAAAGAGGAUGAUGUUGCUGAGCUUAAAACUGCAUCAGAUCUCAUGGUUUUAUUACUUCUUGGAGAUGAAUCCAUGCAGAAGCUAUUUGAAGGAGGAAAAGGCAACGUGUUCCAAAGGGUACUUUCUUGGAUUCCAUCAAAUAACCACCAGCUACAGCUUGCUGGAGCAUUGGCAAUUGCAAAUUUUGCCAGAAAUGAUGGAAAUUGUAUUCACAUGGUAGACAAUGGAAUCGUAGAAAAACUGAUGGAUUUGCUGGACAGACACGUAGAGGAUGGCAAUGUAACUGUGCAGCAUGCAGCGCUCAGUGCCCUCCGAAAUCUGGCCAUCCCAGUUGUAAAUAAAGCAAAGAUGUUAUCAGCUGGGGUCACAGAGGCAGUUUUGAAAUUCCUUAAAUCUGAAAUGCCUCCAGUUCAGUUCAAACUUCUGGGAACAUUAAGAAUGUUAAUAGAUGCACAAGCAGAAGCUGCUGAACAACUGGGAAAGAAUGUGAAAUUAGUGGAGCGUUUGGUGGAAUGGUGCGAAGCCAAAGAUCAUGCUGGCGUGAUGGGAGAGUCCAACAGACUCCUCUCUGCCCUCAUACGCCACAGUAAAUCAAAAGAUGUAAUUAAAACCAUUGUACAGAGUGGUGGCAUCAAGCAUCUAGUUACCAUGGCAACUAGUGAACAUGUAAUAAUGCAAAAUGAAGCCCUUGUUGCUUUGGCACUAAUAGCAGCUUUAGAACUGGGUACUGCUGAGAAAGACCUAGAAAGUGCUAAGCUUGUACAGAUUUUACACAGGCUGCUAGCAGAUGAGAGGAGUGCUCCUGAAAUCAAAUAUAACGCCAUGGUCCUAAUCUGUGCUCUCAUGGGAUCUGAAUCUCUACAUAAGGAAGUGCAGGAUUUGGCCUUUCUAGAUGUCAUAUCCAAACUUCGCAGUCACGAGAACAAAAGUGUUGCCCAGCAGGCCUCUCUCACAGAGCAGAGACUUACUGUGGAGAGCUGAGAACUGCCAGACUCCCAACAUGGCACCAUGCCAUCUCCGAUUUCCCUUUAGUCCUACUCCAGCUGACUCUUCUACUUCAUUCUCUACCACACCACUUGUGCAUGCGUGUAAUGUUCCAGUACCAAUUGAAGAACUGCUGUAGGUACCUGGCUAAUAAGAUUUCUAAACCCAUAGUUAGUGUGAACAUGACUGUCAAAACGAGUCUCUACCCAUAACUGUUCUCUUGUAUUCCUGUUGCUUGAGCUACAUUAAGUAGAAUGUGCAUGUUGUAGUCCUAUGAUGAUCUAAACUUGGUACUACAUAUGACUUGCUCCUCACAUGUGGUAAACUACAUAAUAUGUACUGGUAAAUUGGAAACAGAAUGCAGCAGGAUCUUUCUAGCUUAUUUAAAGGUGAAACUCUAUAGGAAAAUGUAGAUCUUUUUUUUUUUUUUGGGUGCUUGGAAAACACAAUGACCAAAAAAACUAUAUGACUGCUCAUUCUUUAAUCUUACUUACUAAUGUUAAGCCCAUGGUACCUAGAGUUAAAUAAAUUCCAAUGCCCUCACUCCUUACCCUAUGGUUUCUCCUUUUUCCUAACUAUGUAGACUACUGAAACUGCCACAAACUUGGCAAGACUUCCUAAGGUUUCUGGUUCCAUCUUAAUUGACAGUCAUCAGUAGCCUGAUGUUGAAAACAUUUAUAGUUUUCAAUGUGGAGUAGAAUUAAGGGAUUAGAGAAUCCCUACUACACUAUAUAUUUGGGUUUUCCUGUAUUUUAGAUUCUGAAAUAUGUGUAGUUUCACCUCAGAACUUCUUCAGUCAUUUAAUCAGCAUUGUCCAACACUUUGUCUUUAGAAGUCAUUUGGCAUUUGUUUUCAACUGAGGAAGUUUGAGUAUAGCACAUCGGAGAAUGGACUUUUUUUGGUUUUUCGUUUUUCAGCAUUCAGAUUGAAAGCUAGGAGUUUCAUCUUUCAUAGUUGUUUUAAAUCUUGUACUAAUACUAGCAUGACAUAGGAGGAAAGAUGAAGAAAUAAGCUUGUCUCGCUGAAAGAAAGGAAGGCAGGUUAUAAAAGCCAUAGUAGCCAGUCCAGUCCAUUCUGCAGAUGCUUCAUACCAAUCACUGUUGGAAUUUCCCUCCUUCACUCGCACUGAGACCUGCAGUAGUCUCCCAGGCUAUAAGGAAGCCAAGACUCGAGAUGAGAAGAACCCCCUUGGCAAAUAUAGUGUGCUUUUCACUGCCACUACCACCACCAAACGGGUUUUUAGAGCUUUGAAACACAACCUUUGUAAGUUAAUAAGAACAUCCUGUGACCCACCUGUGACUCCCCAUAGCCAAGUCUGACCGCUACUGGCCUAGAAGGGAGGGCGGGCUCCACUGCAGAAGGAGUGUGGAACAGUAGAAAGGGCUGCCAAGGAGGUGACAGGAGCCCCUCCUCCCAACACGAGGUACCAUACAUCAGUGGAUAAUCUAAGUUGGACUUUUGACUCUAAAACAGCUAGAAUUCAAGAAAGUUAAAACUCUAAUGAAGUGAAGAACCUCUUGACUAAUUAUUCCCUCUGAUGUCCAAAUAAGGGACUAUUGUGAGUGCUUGUGCUACACUUACAAGAAUGACCUUGUUUUUUGUCUUUCUCCUGGGCUGGGUAGUGGACUAUACUUUGUUAAGAUUUGAAAGACAUCUGUAAUGUUGCAUAAUAGAUUGUCCAUAUUAAUAACUUAAUAAAUAAAUAGUAUAUCAACUAUAA
Molecule: messenger RNA, 3745 nt
Organism: Castor canadensis (American beaver)
Lineage: Eukaryota; Metazoa; Chordata; Mammalia; Rodentia; Castoridae
Gene: Rap1gds1
Product: Rap1 GTPase-GDP dissociation stimulator 1
Biological process (GO): positive regulation of GTPase activity
Molecular function (GO): protein binding; guanyl-nucleotide exchange factor activity
Source: RefSeq, a predicted model, not a curated record